Westerdykella ornata is the source of this 2638-nucleotide messenger RNA. Its product is annotated as phosphoenolpyruvate synthase. NCBI's taxonomy places the organism in Eukaryota, Fungi, Ascomycota, Dothideomycetes, Pleosporales, Sporormiaceae. The record is from RefSeq and is a predicted model, not a curated record. Gene Ontology annotation, molecular function: pyruvate, water dikinase activity; ATP binding. Gene Ontology annotation, biological process: pyruvate metabolic process; phosphorylation. The transcript has a single exon. The coding region runs from base 173 to 2596 and encodes 807 amino acids.
GGACACGAGAUAAUGAGACCACCACCCAGAGUCCACUAGAUGAUAUAAGCCCUGCCCAACUCUUUGAGUGUCUCCAUUUACGUCUUAAAAGAUGAACAACACAUCCUAUUUCAAACAUUUGAAAGAAUCUCGAUUCAGUUGAUUCACUUACUAUCACAGCGUCUUCCCCAUCAUGCCAGGCGAUUCGGACGGCUCUGCGUUGGUCCGGGACUUCGAGACCAUCAACCGGGAGGACAUAGCUAUUGUUGGGGGUAAGAAUGCCUCCCUAGGCGAAAUGAUCGGUGGUUUGAAGAGCAAGGGAGUAGUCGUUCCCCCAGGGUUCGCCACAACAUCAGAGUGCUACUGGAACUUCGUAAACUUCAACAACAUCAAAGAUAAACUCGGAAAUCUGAUCCAAGUAUGGCAAUCAGGCAAGGCCACUCUUGCAGACACUGGCAAACAAGCUCGCGACCUGUUCCUCAAGGGGGACUGGCCUGUUGAGGCCAAGGAUGCCAUCAUAUCGGGCUACCGUCGGUUGUCAAAGAAAACCGGACUCGAAAACAUUGCCGUUGCCGUACGUUCCAGUGCCACAGCUGAGGAUCUCCCAGGCGCAAGCUUUGCUGGCCAGCUUGAGACGUUUCUGAACAUCUCGGGCGAGCAGGCCUUGCUCACCGCUUGCCGAAAAUGCUAUGCCUCAUUGUUCACUGACAGAGCAAUCUACUACCGACAGACGAGAGGGUUCGACCACAUGAAAGUCGCAUUGUCGGUUGGCGUCCAGCAGAUGGUCCGAUCGGAUCGUAGCGGUUCUGGCGUCAUGUUUUCCAUUGACACAGAGAGCGGUUGCGACAAGAUAAUUCUCAUCAACGCGGCAUGGGGUCUGGGGGAGAAUGUUGUCCAAGGUACUGUCAAUCCAGACGAGUACCAGGUCUUCAAACCCUUUCUCGACCGUCCUGGAGUGGUACCCAUUAUUGAGAAGAGGCUGGGCGACAAGGAAAGGAAGAUGAUCUAUAGUGAGGGUGAACAGACCACGAGGAACGUCCCUACAUCGAAAGCGGAACGAUCGAGUCUGGUGCUCAAUGACGAGGACAUCCUGCAGCUCGCCAGAUGGGCUUGCACGAUCGAAAACCACUAUGGCGGACCCAUGGAUAUGGAAUGGGCCAAAGAUGGUAUCACCAAUGAAGUUUACAUCGUCCAAGCUCGACCGGAGACGGUGCAAUCUGCUCGGAAAGUGGGAACCUUCCACGAGUAUUCGGUGGCCGACAAAGGCCAGACACUGACCACUGGCUGCUCCAUCGGCGAUGCAGCGGUGGCAGGACGCGUAUGCGUCAUUGAAUCUCCUACGGAUAUUGAUUCAUUCCUUGACGGAUCGAUUCUGGUAACCGAAACCACAGAUCCUGAUUGGGUUCCUAUCAUGAGAAAGGCAAAGGCCAUUGUCACUGACCAAGGAGGUCGCACGUCGCAUGCUGCCAUCGUUAGUCGAGAACUGGGCAUCACUGCGGUGGUUGGCACCGGCAACGCCACGUAUAUCCUCCAUACUGGCCAGGACAUUACCGUAUCCUGCGCAGAAGGCGAGACCGGUUUCGUCUACGAAGGCAUAGCCAAGAUUAGCUCCAAGACAGUGGACGUUUCCAAAUUCCCGCGCACAAAGACAGAGGUCAUGAUCAACCUAGCGGACCCGAGCGCCGCGAAUCGUUGGUGGCAAUUGCCAUGCGAUGGCAUCGGUCUGGCGCGAAUGGAGUUCGUCGUGAGCAAUCAUAUUCGCAUCCAUCCCAUGGCGCUGGUCCACUUUGAUCAGGUGAGAGACGACGCGGUCAAGGCAGAGAUUGAAAAGAUUACCACAGGGUACAAAGACAAGUCACAGUACUUUGUGGACAAACUCGCACUCGGUCUCGCACGUCUAUGCGCCGUGGCAUAUCCAAAGCCGGCCAUCAUUCGACUGUCCGAUUUCAAAACCAAUGAGUAUGCAAAUCUCAUUGGCGGUGCUCAAUACGAGCCACAGGAAGAGAACCCAAUGAUUGGCUGGCGUGGAGCUUCCCGAUACUAUUCUCCAGGUUACAAGGACGGGUUUUCUUUGGAAUGCAAGGCUAUCAAGAAACUGCGAGAGGAAUUGGGGUUCGAGAACGCCGUGGUCAUGGUUCCAUUCUGCCGUACCGUCCAGGAGGCCAUCAGGGUCCAGAACGAAAUGGGAAACCAUGGGCUGAACCGCGGCGAGCAUGGGCUGAAAGUAUACGUCAUGUGCGAGAUCCCUUCGAACGUGAUAUUGGCGCACGAAUUCGCCAAACAUUUCGACGGCUUCUCCAUUGGCUCCAACGAUCUUACACAGCUCACUCUCGGCAUCGACCGUGACUCGGGAACACUCGCAAGUCUGUUCUCCGAACGCGAUGAAGCGGUCAAGUGGUUGAUAGCACAGGCCAUUAAGAGGGCUCGCGAGGCUGGACGCAAGAUAGGACUCUGCGGACAGGCUCCUAGCAAUGAUCCCUCAUUUGCGUCCUUCCUCGUGGAGUGCGGCAUCAAUUCCAUCUCUGUGAGUCCUGGCAGCUUCCUUGCGGUGAAGCGUAACGUUGCCGCAGCGGAAGCGGAAGCGAAGGGUACGUCGGGUGGUGCGGUGGAAUCGUAAGGUUUGGGUCUCUGUCCAGGUACAUGUACGAGUAUUUCACGG